Molecule: messenger RNA, 1748 nt
Organism: Pantherophis guttatus
Lineage: Eukaryota; Metazoa; Chordata; Lepidosauria; Squamata; Colubridae
Gene: EIF4E
Product: eukaryotic translation initiation factor 4E
Biological process (GO): translational initiation
Cellular component (GO): eukaryotic translation initiation factor 4F complex; cytoplasm
Molecular function (GO): RNA 7-methylguanosine cap binding; translation initiation factor activity
Source: RefSeq, a predicted model, not a curated record
UGAUAGACUUCGCACAUUCCUAAUUUUUAAACGUUUAUAAGCGUUAUCAGUUUCCAAAGCAAGUAGAGAAAAAAGUGCAUGUAUACAGAAGAGUUAUAUGAAUGACAGUUAAAAGUUUUUGAAUCGUCAUGAUUGAAAGCCAUUCUGGGUUAUGUAGUUCAGUAAAGGAAACCAUUUCUAACCCUCAGACUUCAGAAGAAGAGAAAACUGAGAAAACUGAGACGCCAGCAAGUCAGGAGAUUGUGAGUCCUGAAACAUACGUUAAGCAUCCAUUACAAAACAGGUGGGCACUCUGGUUCUUUAAAAAUGACAAAAGUAAAACUUGGCAAGCAAAUCUUCGUCUGAUCUCAAAGUUUGAUACUGUUGAAGAUUUUUGGGCGUUAUAUAACCAUAUUCAGCUCUCUAGUAAUUUAAUGCCUGGUUGUGAUUACUCACUUUUUAAGGAUGGUAUUGAACCCAUGUGGGAAGAUGAGAAGAAUAAACGGGGAGGGAGAUGGCUAAUUACACUAAACAAGCAGCAGAGACGAAGUGAUCUUGAUCGCUUCUGGCUAGAGACACUGCUGUGCCUUAUUGGAGAAUCCUUUGAUGACUACAGUGAUGAUGUAUGUGGAGCUGUUGUUAAUGUUAGAACCAAGGGGGAUAAAAUAGCAAUAUGGACUACUGAAUGUGAAAACAGAGAUGCUGUUACACAUAUAGGGAGAGUAUACAAGGAAAGGUUAGGACUUCCUCAAAAGAUAGUGAUUGGUUAUCAGUCCCAUGCUGACACAGCUACUAAAAGUGGUUCCACCACUAAAAAUAGGUUUGUUGUUUAAGAAGACACCUUCAGAGUAUUUCAUAGGAGACUGCGUCAAGCAAUCGAGAUUUGGGAGCUGAACCAAAGCCUCUAUAAAAGCAGAGUGGACUGCAUUUAAAUCUGAUUUCCAUCUAAAUGUUGCUAAAUUUGUGAAACUCUCAUUUGCUUUGUCUUGUACUUCUGUUUUCUUCCUCACCCCCACCCCACCCCAUUUUUUGGCUGAAGGUAACCUUUUCCAAUCAAAGAAUUUCAGUGCAACAUUUGUCCCUCAAAUCCAUAUAUGUCUCCCUAACCCAUUCUCUGAUGCUUCUUAAGAAAAUAACUAUUAUAUUAAAAAAUAUCCUGAAAACAGUGCCAUUUCUACAGGGGAAUAAACUACUACUUUUUCAUCUUUUCACUGUAUGCAAUAACAUGUUUUGCUGGUUUGAAAGAAAAGUAUGAUGCAUACAUUUUUCUAGCAAAUCUUUCUUUAUACAGCAUGAUCAUUGCUGUAAUUGAUGCUGAUGGCUGCUAGAUUUAAUUUAUUUGUUUCCCUUUUCUGAUAACAUUAGUGAUAUUCUGAUUUCAGUUCUUGCUCAUGUAACAUUGGUGAAGGAUCUGGGAAUAUGACAAAAGGUUUAAUAAACAUAAUUUUGUGCAUUCUAUGGUAAUUAUUUUGUAAUAUCAAAGCUUUGCUACAAAUUUCAUGCAUUUCAAGUCAAAUCAGUGAUAUGUUUGUGUGAUUUCCUGAACAUAAUUGUGGAUUUUAAAAAAUGUUAACACCAGAAUUACAUUCCUUACUAGAAAUAGUAUUCCUGUUUUUUGUAUUUUAUGCUGUAUUUUAACACUUUGUAUUCCUUAGGUUAAAUUUUGCUUUGGUUUAAGUACGGCUCAAAUAGAAAAGCAGUCCCAUUCAUAUUAAGACAGUGUACAAAACUGUAAAUAAAAUGUGUACAGUGAAUUGUCUUUUAGACAA